GCUCUUCCUCCUCACGUAUAAACACUCCCCACUCUUCCAAAUUGGUCUCCGUAAACACUUUCCCGACUCACGCAAAAACCCACCCCCGUCGCUCGAUCAUUUGUUCAUUACCACUCAACACAUUGCACAAUGGAAAUCCAACUCCUCAAUAGAAAUGACCGCCUCGUUCUCCUCCUGCUCGCCGUCGCCGACUUGGCAGUGGUGCAGGGGCAGCAAUCGUCUCCACCGGGGCCACCGGGCUACUACACCAACUUCAACCCGUCCGUGGCGAUCGUCAUCGUCGUCCUCAUCGCGGCCUUCUUCUUCCUCGGCUUCUUCUCCAUCUACAUCCGCCACUGCUACGGCGACGGCGCGGGCUACUACAGUACCAACCCGCUCACGAACGGCGCCGGGGCCGCCGCGCGCUCGCGGCGCCAGCGCGGGCUCGACGCGGCCGUCCUCGAGACCUUCCCGACCAUGGCGUACGCCGACGUGAAGGCGCACAAGGCCGGCAAGGGCGCGCUCGAGUGCGCCGUCUGCCUCAGCGAGUUCGACGACGACGAGACGCUCCGCCUUCUACCCAAGUGCUCCCACGUGUUCCACCCGGACUGCAUCGACACGUGGCUGGCCUCGCACGUCACCUGCCCCGUCUGCCGCGCAAAUCUCAUCCCCGACCCCAACGCCCCGGCCGGCGACGUGCCUGAGCUACCGACUCCCGCGCCGCAGCCGCAAGAACUGCCGUCGUCCGCGCCGGAUGCUGCGCCAGGGCAGACGGCGGUGGUCAUUGACGUGGAGGAGACAGAGGAGGAGAGGAUAAUCAGAGAGGAGGCCGCCGAGCUAAUGCGCAUCGGCAGCGUCAAGCGCGCGCUGCGUUCCAAGUCCGGCCGGGCGCCCGCACGGUUCCCGCGCUCGCACUCGACAGGGCACUCGCUCGCGGUACCGUCAGGUGGAGAAGGCGCCGGCGCCGAGAGGUUCACGCUGCGGCUGCCCGACCACGUGCUCCGCAACCUUGCCGCGGCGGGGAAGCUCCAGCGUACCACGAGCCUCGUCACGUUCCGCGCCAGCCGCGAUGGCAGCACGCGCCGCGGCGUGAGGAGCAUCCGGCUGGGCCAGUCCGGCCGGUGGCCGUCUUUCCUGGCGCGCACCUUCUCCGCGAGGCUCCCAGCCUGGGGGUCGCGGUCGACGCGGCGGGGCACCGAGGCCGACGGGUCGAGCAAGGGCGGCAAGGCGGCCGGCGCCGGCGGGAACUCAGCGGAGUGCGACGACCAGGCGUGCGCGCCAGGACAACGUGUUUGACUUCGACGAGGUCUCUCUGUCGUGGUCAAUCGGUGUCUGCUGGAAAAUUCUCGGUGCUUUCGUCGCCAACUCGCCGUCGUGGUGGAAAAUUCUCGGCCAUGGAAUUUCGGAGGCAAAUUAAAGGUUUGGUCGCGAUCAUUUACUGGGUGCGCGUUCGAUUAUUUUUUUUCUUCAAAAACAUGUACAUAUAAAUCGUGUGAUAGAUUCUGAAUCGGUUCGCGUUCGAGUUUUGACACCUGCUUAAGAUAAAUCGGGGUUUUCUGCACAUCCGAUCUUUCAUUUUUUUUCUAAAUCGUGUGAUACCAUGGCAAAAUGGCAUUUUUUUUGUCUGUACUUUGUAGGAUAGUUACCGAUGUUGUAAGCAACUAAUCAUAUUCCAUAAAGUAUAUGAUAUCAUGCUGGAUUGGUACC
Messenger RNA from Phragmites australis (common reed), 1686 nucleotides. RefSeq names its product E3 ubiquitin-protein ligase ATL6-like. The record is from RefSeq and is a predicted model, not a curated record. Lineage: Eukaryota; Viridiplantae; Streptophyta; Magnoliopsida; Poales; Poaceae. The transcript has a single exon. Bases 130 to 1275 code for a protein of 381 amino acids.